AUGAUNACCCUCAUGGCCUACGAUCGCUAUGUGGCCAUUUGCCAUCCACUGACAUACACAAUCAAGAUGAACCGUCCACACUGCGUUAGACUCUUGUGCUUCUGCUGGGCUGGAGGACUCCUUCACUCUGGCAGCCAGUUGCUCCUGGUCCUGCGACUGCCAUUCUGUGGGCCAAAUGAAGUGGACAAUUUCUUUUGUGACGUUCCACAGAUUGUCAAGCUGGCUUGUGUUGACAUCCGAGUGACUGAGAUACUCAUGGUGGCCAACAGUGGUCUGCUGUCCCUGGUGUGCUUCGUUAUCUUGCUGAUCUCCUAUGCCAUCAUCUUGACCACACUCCAAGGACAUUUCAGAGAGAGUGGAGGGAAAGCUCUGUACACCUGCAGCUCUCAUUUAAUAGUAGUCAGCCUCAUUUUUGUACCAUGUCUUUUUGUGUACCUUGUCCCACUGUUUAACACCAGUGUGGAUAAUCUGGCAUCCAUAUUCUACACAAUAAUCACUCCUCUUCUCAACCCCAUCAUAUAUACCUUGAGAAACCGAGAUAUGAGGGAGGCUAUGAGCCAAGUGCAGAAAAAAUACAUUUGUCCCAUUGUUGCACCACAGAAGAAAAUAUGA
Molecule: messenger RNA, 612 nt
Organism: Thamnophis sirtalis
Lineage: Eukaryota; Metazoa; Chordata; Lepidosauria; Squamata; Natricidae
Source: RefSeq, a predicted model, not a curated record